Molecule: messenger RNA, 1779 nt
Organism: Pedinophyceae sp. YPF-701
Lineage: Eukaryota; Viridiplantae; Chlorophyta; Pedinophyceae
Source: the annotation of a GenBank genome assembly
AUGCCCGCAGGGUCGCGCUUUGCAGACGUGGUGCUGCAGGCGGCGCACCAUGAAGGUGUCCUCGCGGACCUGCCGGAGGAGGCGGCGGAGAUGGUGCGCGCGCACGGCCCUAGCCUUGGACUCACGGCGAACCAGGUGGCGCGCAGCAACAGCAUCAAGGGCUUGGAAAGCGACUGGGCGAUGCUGCGGGGGACGCUCAACAAGUUGGAGCGUCUCUUAGCGUUCUUUGGUCUGUUGACCGACCACCGGUGUCUCUGCUGGCAGGCUAAGCAGAGGAGGCGAAAAUGCGCGGAGAAGGCGUGCAAGAAGAAGCGUGGGGCGGGCGAGUGUGAUGGGGAGGAAGAGCAGGGACAAGGACCGCUGGACGUGGUCCGCGGGGUCAUUCGCCGGGUGCUGAACGACACGGCGGACCGACCGUCGGACAGCAGCGACGGCGGCGGGCCGUCCGCGAGCGCCCGGCCAGCUUUCGGACUGACACACAUGACAACGUCAGGCCGGAAAACCGUGCAAGAGACGCUGGCGCAGGGACUUCGGUCGUGGGAGCUGCGAGGGCUCGUUACCGACGAUCGGCCGCGCCACGGAGGGUGCCUCUGCACAGCCAGGGGCGCGACGUUCUGGGACAAGAUCGGGACCGGGCGACUGACCACCGUGUUGACGCUGGUGCUGGCAGCCAACCUGCUCCGGUGCAUUGUGGGCUGGUCUCGGGAGCUCGAGGGCGACCUCCGCGUGUCGUGGCAGUCCGCUGUGGUGGCGUGUCUGUGGAUGACCUUCUGUGUCGUCGCGCUCCCCGUGUUCGCGAUCAACUGGGGCCCAGGCGACCUCGAGGAACUGUUCACGCUCCUCGAGAGCCCCCGGCGGUCUGCGCGGCGCGUCAGGUUGCGGCUUCGGGUGGGCAUCGCGCUUGCGGUGUUUUUCUGGCUGUUCAACAUCAUGCUGUCGGUGGCGCUGCUCGUCAUCGCCACCGCCAACGGAGAGGACCCCGAGGCCGACACGCUCGAGUACGUCCGUGUUUUGGUCUGUCCGGGCAUCAAGGGGUGUACUGACUCGCUCACGAGCCUGUGGAUGUGGGCCAUCAUUUUCAUGCCGAUUUUCGCCAUCAACACGGCGGCGUGGAUCUUCCCGCUCGUCCCCGUGUCCAUCGCCGCCGAGGCCCUCGCCGACGAGUUCGAGGGCAUGGCCAAGCGCUUCGUGGUGUUCGCAAGGUGGCGCAUCGCGGCGCUCGCGCGGGCGUCCGCGGCGGCCGCGGGGGACGCAGUUCCGGCGCCCGGGCCCAAGAUAUCCGUGCACGACAUCAAGCUGCGCCACGCCGACGUCAGCAUCAUCACCGAGAAGUUCGCCAAACAGGUGCACCUCUACACGGCGGCUGUCUUCGGAUUCCAUCUCCCUCUCGGCGUGUUCCUCAUGUUCAACGUGCUGCAGCUCGCCGCGCUGUUCACGGUGCCCGCGCUCCUCCUCACGCUCUUCUGGCUCGCGUCGGGGGUCUUCAUCCUCACGUGGGUCGCCUACAAGGCCGGAAGGCUCUCCGAGGCGAGCCGGAGCGUGCUGCGAGAGCUCAUGGAUCCCCGCAUCCAGGAGCUGCUGGGUCUGGCAUCCGGCGCGCAGGACGAGGUGGCGGAGCACACGACGCUCAAGUCGAUGACGGAGGUCAUCAUGUUCGCGGCGACCAUCAACGAGCGCGCAACCGGGAUCUAUAUCGGGCAUAUUCCCGUGACGUACGAACUGAUCGGGAGCGUGCUGUCUAUCUUGUUGACCUACUUCUUGGUCGUCGUCACGCUCUGA